CGGUUGCGUCAGUGUUUUGCAGGAUAGCUGCAGAGACACAUCGCUGCUACUGCAUCACCUCAUCUCACACAACGGCUUUGUUAGUUUCUGGACUAUUUAAUCUGCAGUAAACCAUCGACAAUUCAUCACAUCCGAAGAGGCAUUGCUGUUAUAAAGUAUAUAAUAUCGUGAUUUUGGACUGAAGCAUGCAGGAACAGCUGAUUUCGAGCUUCUCCUCUGAAGAUUCCAGUCUUCCAUCCACACCAACAUCUGACGCUCCAUCCAAACGUCUGUCCUGGAGCAGACUGAUGCAGAAACUGCACAGCAGCCAAAGUCUGGACUUCGACUCAGAUAACCACAGCAGCGCGGACGACUCCUCUGACGCAGGUUCAAUCUCCCUGCCUGAUUUGUCCCAAUCCGAGCUGUUUUUCGACCCCACGGAAGAAGCGUUGUGUAAAGAAGUGGUGCAGCUCAUCGCACUUGACCUGUCCGAAGCUAAAGCCGGCGUCUUGCACUGCUCCAAACUCCUCAUACCCGAGAAACUUCUGGAGCACAUCGGACAAGAGCUGAUGCAUCUGUCCGUCAGCGAGCCCUGCGGCCUGCGGGGGGCGCUCAUCGACCUGUGCGUGGAGCAGGGGGGCAGUUGUGAGGCUGCGGGGCAGAUAGCGGUUGACCCUAAUCUGGUGCCCACCUUCCAGCUGACGCUGGUGCUCCGCCUGGACUCCAGAGGGAUCUGGCCGAAGAUCCAGGGGCUUUUCGCAGGACGUUCGCCGGCGUCUCCGGGCGUUGCACUUAAACUCAAACUCAGCACUGGAUUUCGAGUUAUUAAACGAAAACUGUACAGCUCAGAAGAUCUUCUGAUAGAAGAAUGCUGAGACUCAAUCAUGGAGCUUGUUAUUUCUCAUGAAAGCUCUUGUAGACGGUCUUUGGCCCAUAAGAGGCCUGAAGUUAUAAGAGUUGUGACCGUUUAAACAAUCAGUCACUCCAUUAUGUCCCGGGACAUUCUCAAAUGCUGAUCUAGAAAGACGUUCGGUGUUUCUCCGAGACCAGACGCGGCAGCUUUAUCACAUGCAACAACAUCGACUUGUUCCUUUUGUUUGUAUUUCUUUUACGCAAGUGCCAGUUUGUUCAGAGAUGUUCAUCCGAGUGUCUGAUGCAUUUAUACGCAUGGAGAUCAAACGCAAGAGGCACUUUUAACGAUGAUCCAUGCACUAUAUUUAUUUGAUAUUCAAAUGCAAUGUGUUUUUGUACUUCCAUUUAAAGAAAUGCAGAAAAUAAAUUAUUUUUUGAAGA
This is a messenger RNA of Xyrauchen texanus (razorback sucker), 1272 nucleotides long. Its product is annotated as DNA damage-inducible transcript 4 protein. NCBI's taxonomy places the organism in Eukaryota, Metazoa, Chordata, Actinopteri, Cypriniformes, Catostomidae. Gene Ontology annotation, biological process: response to hypoxia; apoptotic process; negative regulation of TOR signaling. The transcript is spliced from 3 exons. Gene Ontology annotation, cellular component: cytoplasm. The record is from RefSeq and is a predicted model, not a curated record. Gene Ontology annotation, molecular function: 14-3-3 protein binding. Bases 186 to 854 code for a protein of 222 amino acids.